This is a messenger RNA of Bombus terrestris (buff-tailed bumblebee), 441 nucleotides long. RefSeq lists its product as uncharacterized. The record is from RefSeq and is a predicted model, not a curated record. NCBI's taxonomy places the organism in Eukaryota, Metazoa, Arthropoda, Insecta, Hymenoptera, Apidae.
AUGGAGAUUACGACGAAGGGGCACGUGAAAUUUCAUAUAAUCUCAAGUGAGAGCGAUAGAGGGUUGGGUGGGGUGCACGCAGGAACUAUUUUGCUCGUUCCUGUACCGUUCACUGAUUAUGCUUCCGUUUAUAAGGCUUGCCAGGAUUCCCUUUUAGUACCCGAAGAGCAACAGUCUUGGAAUACACUCGGAUUUACGUUGGAGCAAUCAGACUCGAGGCAGAAAAUGGCGAAACUCCGAGCGCAAGCCUUCCUCCUUGUCCUCGUCGUUUCAAUCGUCCUCGUAGCUUCGAUGCCUUCCCCUGGCGGUCAUCACGAACACACGCACUUUGUCAUUCACGUGCCAGAAUUGAUUCACAAACACCAUCAUACGCAUGUGAAGAAGAUUCACAUAAAACACGAAGAAGAUGAUGGUGGUCACGAUCACAUAGAAGAGUGGUGA